CCCCCGUUGCUGUUUAGGCAUCUUCGUUGCGUCGUCCGAUCAUGGGAAACCGAUUUUGCUGCUCUUCGGUCAGGCGGCAGUACCCACCAAAGAAGGAGGGUAGCCCCCCUCCCCCGGCCGAGACAUGGUCGAGAUGCUCGACGGAGAGCGUCACGGCGACGCACAACUUCGAGGUGACCGGUUUCUCGUCGCUGGAGGGCAUAGGUGCCGGUAAGUUCCUCAGGUCGGGAAAGUUCACCGUCGGCGGCUGCGAGUGGGAUCUCCACUUAUACCCCGACGGAUGGAAGGAGGAGCACAAAUCUGUCUACGCGUCGGUCUUCCUGUCUCUCUGUGAAGGAGAAACCGGGACGUCAGGGGUGACGACCAAGUACACCUUGACAUUGCUGGACCAACAUGGUAGAGUAUCCAACCUUACUACCCAGGGAUCCCAAGGUAGCCUACAACAUACUUUCCAUAGUACCACCGGCUAUUGGGGCUUUGAAAAGUUUGUCGAGAAACCAAAGCUGCGACAGCUGCUUGCCCUCACCGGGGACUCCUUCACAGUCAGAUGUGUCUUGACUGUCAUCAAAAAGGGUCAGGCAGAAGAUGUGCACACGGCCGUCGCACCGCUCCCGCAGUCCAACCUGCACAAACACUUCCUAGAUAUGUUGAAGGGUGGGGAAGGCGCGGACGUGACCUUCACCGUCGCAGGCCAGUCGUUCCUCGCGCAUAGAUGUGUGCUCGCCGCAAGGUCCCCGUUGUUUAAGGCUGAGCUCUUUGGUAAGAUGAAUGAGACUCUGGCGCAGAGCAUCAAGAUCGAUGGCAUGGAACCCUCCAUCUUCGAGGCACUCCUUCACUUCAUCUACACGGAUUCUCUGUCGGAUGACCGGCAUGCGGAUGAUAGACACACGGAGAUGCAGCACCUGCUGGUUGCCGCGGAUCGAUACGGAGUCGAUAGGUUAAUGGCGAUAUGCGAAGGGAAAUUGUGUCGAAGCAUCGGCGUGCAAACCGUCGCAACGACCCUUGCUCUAGCGGAGCAACACCACUGCAUGCACCUGAAAAGGGCAUGUCUUGAAUUUUUGUCUUCCCGGGAUGUCCGCCAAGCUGUCAAAGAAACAUAUGGAUUCAAGCAUCUCGGCGUCCACGACUGUGAUGCCUGUGGAGGGACCGGGGACGGCAUCGCUCCGUUAGAGGGAGGAGUGGAGGGUGUCACUGAUGGAAUUGUUGGAGUAGGUGGAGCGGCAGUGGACGAUGACGGCGGCCAACGCCAAGGUGUGGAUGCGCAGAGCGGGAAGGGUGAGGGAGGGAUGGUGGGGGCGUGGGCAGCUGGUGUUGCGUGCGCAUGGCGGGAAUCAGGGCACCCCUACACCCAAGUCCGUCAACCUCCGACUACCCUGCAUCGGCAACGCCAUUGCCGUAUCGUCCCCGGCUCCAGAUCUCUCCCGUUCAUGGCCUCACUGGCGCUCACCGCAGCGCCACAACCUUUGCCUCUGGGUUGCGUCUCCUCUUAUAAUCAGCUGAACCCAAAUAAAUUUUCAGCCCAGAAGUGA
Messenger RNA from Triticum aestivum (bread wheat), 1529 nucleotides. RefSeq names its product BTB/POZ and MATH domain-containing protein 2-like. The record is from RefSeq and is a predicted model, not a curated record. Gene Ontology annotation, biological process: protein ubiquitination. The transcript is spliced from 3 exons. Gene Ontology annotation, molecular function: protein binding. Bases 42 to 1529 code for a protein of 495 amino acids. NCBI's taxonomy places the organism in Eukaryota, Viridiplantae, Streptophyta, Magnoliopsida, Poales, Poaceae.